AUGGGAGUGACUUCUAUUGAAAAAGUGGAACUUGCCGCCUAUCAAUUGAAGUAUGUUGCACAAAUUUGGUUUACCCAAUGGAAGGCCAAUAGGCCGGUUGGAGCGGUUCCCAUAGAAUGGGAGUUGUUUAAAGAAGCAUUCCUUGGUAGGUACUUUCCCCGUGAGAAGAGGGAGGUUAAGGUAGAGGAGUUUAUCAACCUUAGGGAAGGUAACAUGAAUGUUCAAGAGGACUCUUUGAAAUUUACCCAAUUGUCUAAGUAUGCUCCGGUGUCUAACCCAAUAGAUGAGAUGAGUCGAUUUGUUACGGGUAUAUCUGACCUAGUUGAGGAAGAGUGCCAUACGGCUAUGCUCCAUGAUGAUAUGAAUAUUUCUAGACUCAUGGUGUAUGCUCAAUCUAUUGAGGAGUCCAAACUUAAAAGGAAGAAUAGGGAGUUGAAGAGAAGUAGAUCCGAUGAGCUAGGUCAACCUAGUUGUGGAAAUAAGCAUUUUGGGAAGUGCCUAGCCGGUAUUAGUGGGUGUUAUGGUUGUGGAAAGAAUGAUCACCAAGUGAAAGAUUGUCCUACUCUUACGGCUAGAGAAAGGGAGGCCAAACAAGCUUCUCUUAAAGGCCCGGAUCUAGAUGUUCCAAAGUGGAACCGUUUCUAUGCUUUUCAAACUAACAAGGACAAAUUAGCUUAUCCGAAUGAAGGCACCGGUAAGUGA
Molecule: messenger RNA, 702 nt
Organism: Solanum verrucosum
Lineage: Eukaryota; Viridiplantae; Streptophyta; Magnoliopsida; Solanales; Solanaceae
Exons: 2
Coding region: 1-702 (233 amino acids)
Molecular function (GO): zinc ion binding; nucleic acid binding
Source: RefSeq, a predicted model, not a curated record